AUGCGGGCUAGCAUCGUCCACAAUCGUCCGCCAAAGAGCUGGCAGCCGUGGCCCGCAUGUCUCACUGCCACCCCGAAGAACGAGGGGAGAAAGGAAAGAAAGGCCGCGAAGGUGUUCAGAAGAAAGCAGAAGAGCGCUAACAACGCAGAUGCUGCAGCAGAGGGAGAAAGACUGGCAGUCUGCGGCGCGGGCAGGACAUGGACAUCGUGCAAAGAACCUAUUUGCCUCGCGUCCGGCAGUCCAGCCAUCGGGACACGGAGUUUGCAGUAUGAGACAAAGAUAGCGUCGACGAAUGUCUCAAUGGGCCUUUCCUCGCCAUCUGCAGAGGUAUGCAGAGCCGCGUUUGCCAGUGGGAUCCAGCAUGGCGUAGAGCAAGGGCCUGUGCAUGGACAGCAAGAAGUGACAUGCUUGUUCCAUUGGCCAGAUCUUUUCGAGAUGCGAGAACGAGACGAUGUCGCUGGCAUAAUCAUCGUAUGA
Molecule: messenger RNA, 477 nt
Organism: Zasmidium cellare ATCC 36951
Lineage: Eukaryota; Fungi; Ascomycota; Dothideomycetes; Mycosphaerellales; Mycosphaerellaceae
Exons: 1
Coding region: 1-477 (158 amino acids)
Source: RefSeq, a predicted model, not a curated record